This is a messenger RNA of Hibiscus syriacus, 609 nucleotides long. RefSeq names its product tubulin gamma-1 chain-like. The record is from RefSeq and is a predicted model, not a curated record. The transcript has 8 exons. Gene Ontology annotation, cellular component: microtubule; spindle; nucleus. Gene Ontology annotation, biological process: mitotic cell cycle; cytoplasmic microtubule organization; mitotic spindle organization. The coding region runs from base 4 to 609 and encodes 201 amino acids. Lineage: Eukaryota; Viridiplantae; Streptophyta; Magnoliopsida; Malvales; Malvaceae. Gene Ontology annotation, molecular function: GTP binding; structural constituent of cytoskeleton.
GUGAUGUCUGCAAGCACAACUACAUUGCGGUAUCCAGGGUACAUGAACAACGAUCUGGUCGGUCUUCUUGCCUCUUUAAUUCCAACACCGAGAUGUCAUUUUCUUAUGACAGGUUACACACCACUUACAGUGGAGCGCCAGGCCAAUGUGAUCCGCAAAACUACCGUGCUUGAUGUUAUGAGAAGACUUCUCCAGAUAAAAAAUAUUAUGGUUUCCUCUUAUGCACGCACAAAAGAAGCUAGUCAAGCAAAGUAUAUCUCAAUACUGAAUAUCAUUCAGGGAGAAGUAGAUCCUAGUCAGAUUGCUUGUUAUCUACAGAGGAUUCGUGAAAGAAAGCUAGUAAAUUUUAUUGAAUGGGGCCCAGCAAGUAUUCAGGUUGCUCUUUCUAGAAAGUCCCCAUAUGUCCAUACUGCCCACAGGGUAAGUGGCCUCAUGCUAGCAAGUCAUACUAGCAUCCGACACCUCUUCAGCAAAUGUUUGAGCCAGUAUGGGAAGUUGAGAAAGAAGCAAGCAUUUCUUGACAAUUAUCGCAAGUUUCCAAUGUUCGCGGCAACUAAAUGUAUUUGUAAACCUGCACAGAGAACACAUGUUUACUUCUAUAGGAAAUGA